UAAUCCAUUUUCCUGCCCUUACCCAUCCAAGCUCAACAUUUCCCGCGCAGCAGUGAUGUCACAGCUUGUUGAUCCCCAUGUUGCUGUUCUCGCAUUCCCUCGCGGCACCCACGCUGCUCCACUCCUCGCCAUCAUCGACCGGCUAGCCUCGGCGUCCCCAAAGACCUUGUUUUCCUUCUUCGGCACUGCACAAUCCAACAACUCUAUCUUCUUCUCCACAUCCCAACCAACUCCACCGAACGUUAAAGCUUAUAACGUAGACGAUGGAGUACCCGAAGGCUAUGUUUUCGUGGGGAAGCCUCAGGAGGACAUCGAGUUGUUCAUGGAAGUUGCACCCCAGAAUUUGAGGAAGGCAAUGGAACUGGCAGUGGAAGAGAGUGGGAGGAAAGUGAGCUGCUUGGUUGCUGAUGCUUUCUUUUGGUUUGCCAAGCAGAUAGCGGUGGAGAAUGGUGUGCCUUGGGUAUCUUUUUGGACUGCAGGGGCUUGCUCCCUCUCUUCCCAUGUUUAUACUGAUUUAAUAAGGGAAAAAUUUGGUGUUGGAGGCAUCGUUGGGCGAGAAGAUGAAACCCUCAACUUCAUUCCUGGAAUGUCUAAAGUACGAAUCCGUGACUUGCCUGAAGGAAUUGUCCUUGGAAACUUGGAAUCAUUCUUCUCGCGCAUGCUGCAUCGAAUGGGCCAAGUUCUACCAGAGGCAACCGCAGUCUUCCUAAACUCUUGUGAAGAACUAGACCCUGAUAGGACAACUGAUUUGAAAUCCAAGUUCAAGCAAUACCUGAAUGUUGGACCGUUCAUCCUUGCAACACCACCACCAUCCGUUCCAGAUCCAUAUGGUUGCCUAACAUGGCUCGACAAGCAAAAACCUGCAACCGUGGUGUAUAUCAGCUUUGGAUCAGUUGUGACCCCACCUCCAAAUGAACUUGUUGCACUAGCAGAAGCAGUAGAGGCUAUCCAGGUUCCUUUUAUAUGGUCUCUUAGAGAUAAAUCAAAGGUACAUCUGCCCAAUGGGUUCCUAGAAAGGGCAAAUGGUAUGGUAGUUCCAUGGGCUCCCCAGAGAGACGUGCUAGCCCAUGGUGCUGUUGGGGUGUUCAUAACUCAUGGCGGUUGGAACUCACUAGUAGAGAGCAUAGCAGGUGGGGUGCCAAUGAUUUUCAGGCCGUUUUUUGGGGAUCACGGGGUGAAUGGAAGAAUGGUGGAGGAUGUAUGGGAGAUUGGUGUGAUUGUUGAGAGUGGGGUUUUGACGAAGAAUGGAAUAAUGAGGGGCUUGGAUCUAAUUUUGGCACAAGAAAAAGGGAAGAAAAUGAGAGAAAAUUUGAAGGAAGUUGUUGCACUUGCACAAAUAUCAGUUGGAGCAAACGGAAGCUCCACUAAAAAUUUCAAGAAAUUGUUGGAUUUGGUAUGUAGCCAAAAUCAUGCCUAGAUUUGAUUUUCGACCAUAUUUUUAGUUUUCGUUAGUGUGGAAUCAUGAGGUUUAUGUUUAAAUUAAUAAUGUCUUUCUUAUGUAUUAAAUAAAUGACAUAUUUCAGUUGCUAGUA
Molecule: messenger RNA, 1532 nt
Organism: Gossypium raimondii (Peruvian cotton)
Lineage: Eukaryota; Viridiplantae; Streptophyta; Magnoliopsida; Malvales; Malvaceae
Product: anthocyanidin 3-O-glucosyltransferase UFGT
Exons: 2
Coding region: 56-1417 (453 amino acids)
Molecular function (GO): UDP-glycosyltransferase activity
Source: RefSeq, a predicted model, not a curated record